This is a messenger RNA of Pelobates fuscus (common spadefoot toad), 1126 nucleotides long. Its product is annotated as glutathione S-transferase Mu 2-like. Gene Ontology annotation, molecular function: glutathione transferase activity. The transcript has 8 exons. The record is from RefSeq and is a predicted model, not a curated record. Gene Ontology annotation, biological process: glutathione metabolic process. The coding region runs from base 119 to 775 and encodes 218 amino acids. Lineage: Eukaryota; Metazoa; Chordata; Amphibia; Anura; Pelobatidae.
CAUAUAGAUCACCUGACCUGUUAAAGACUCUGAGCGAUUAGUGUGUUUCUCUGUGAGCAGUCAGAGUAUACUAACAGUAGUGCUAGUCCAGUGUACUGUGUGUUGGUCUGAAUUAACCAUGAUGAUCCUGGGGUAUUGGGAUAUCAGAGGGCUGGCUCAUUCUAUCCGCCUCCUGCUGGAGUACACUGAGACCCCAUUUGAAGACAAGCACUAUGUGGUGGGAGAUGCUCCCACUUAUGACCGCAGUCAUUGGCUUGAUGAAAAGGAGAAGCUGGGAUUGGAUUUUCCUAAUCUUCCAUACCUGUUUGAUGGCGAUGUCAAGCUGACUCAGAGCAACACCAUCCUGCGCUAUAUCGCAAGCAAGCAUGGAUUGUGUGCUGAAACUGAAAAAGAUAAGAUCAUUGAAUCCCUACUUGAGAACCAGUUUUGGGAUUUUCGGAUGGGUCUUGUGCAUAUUGCCUACAACCCACAAUUCGAAACUCUCAAGGGACCAUACCUUGAAAAACUACCUACAGCCUUGGCACGUGUUUCUAAAUUCCUUGGGGACAGACAAUGGUUUGUAGGAGACAAGAUCACUUUCAUUGACUUUCUCGUGUAUGAUGUUUUGGACCAGCACCGGAUGCUAGAGCCAACUUGUCUUCAAAACUUCCAGAACUUGCAGGACUUUCUGAACCGGUUUGAGGCUCUUCCUACUAUUGCUGCAUAUAUGAAGUCUCCUCGCUUUAUGAAGACCCCCAUAAAUAAUCGGAUGGCAUCCUGGGCUAACAAAAAAUAAGUUAAAGCCUCUUAAUCAAAUCAGUGUUCACAUCCCAGUCAAAGUUCUCCGUAAUCCCAUCUUAUUCCUACAUCUUAAUUUCCUGUAAACUGCUAACAAUAAAUCUACACUAACUAUUGCUACUUCUUCAUAUUAAUCAAACUGUCACUUCCAUGGGGAAACACCUAAUGGCAAGGACAAAACUUUUUGAAUAACUUUGUCUCAAAAAUGUAGAAGUAACAGCUAAAAUGUGUAGUGAAAAAUAGCCUGGCUCUAACCAAUACCUUUAGGGCUGAGGCCAUUAAUUCUUCAACCUCUCUUGGUUCAAUCAAAGCCUUAAAGCUAUAGAAGUAAAGAGUUAAUUCCAAAUGA